This is a messenger RNA of Clupea harengus (Atlantic herring), 1729 nucleotides long. Its product is annotated as 4-aminobutyrate aminotransferase, mitochondrial-like. Gene Ontology annotation, cellular component: mitochondrion. Gene Ontology annotation, molecular function: pyridoxal phosphate binding; 4-aminobutyrate:2-oxoglutarate transaminase activity. The record is from RefSeq and is a predicted model, not a curated record. NCBI's taxonomy places the organism in Eukaryota, Metazoa, Chordata, Actinopteri, Clupeiformes, Clupeidae. Gene Ontology annotation, biological process: GABA catabolic process.
AUGGCCUCUCGCCUCUACAGCCGAUGCCUGGCCCUGCGCUCCAGUGUCUGGGUCUCAGCACAGGGUUCGCGCCAUAUCAGUCAAGCAGCAUCGGUCAAGAAGACCCUGGAAGAGUCUGAGUAUGAUGGCCCUCAUAUGAAGACUGCGGUCCCCGGGCCAGUGUCACUGGCAUUGCAGAAACAGCUGGGAGAGAUCCAGAAUGUCCAGUCGCUGAACUUCUUCUGUGAUUACGAAGAGAGCAAGGGGAACUACCUGGUGGAUGUGGAUGGAAACCGCAUGCUAGAUGUCUACACUCAAAUCGCCUCCAUACCUAUUGGGUACAACCAUCCUGCCCUUGUGAAGGUCGUGACCGAUCCUCAUAAUCUGAGUGCCUUUGUUAACCGGCCAGCUCUGGGUAUGCUUCCGCCCCGGAUGUUUCCAGAAAAACUGCUGGACGGGUUACUCUCAGUAGCCCCAAAGGGCUUCAAACGUGUGCAGACGAUGGCUUGUGGCUCCUGCGCCAAUGAAAACGCCUACAAAGCCAUUUUCAUUUGGUACAGAACUAAACAAAGAGGUCACAGUAACGCAACUCCUGAAGAGAUGACAACCAGUGUCAUUAACCAGGCUCCUGGUUGUCCUGAGCUCAGUAUUCUGUCCUUCAUGGGAGGAUUCCACGGCAGAACUAUGGGCUGCCUGUCCACCACGCACACCAAGGCCAUUCAGAAGCUGGAUGUGCCCUCAUUUGACUGGCCGAUGGCGCCCUUUCCCAAACUGCGAUACCCGCUGUCUCAGUAUGAGCGAGAGAAUGCGCAGGAAGAGAAGAGAUGUUUGGAGGAGGUGGAGGACCUUAUCGUUAAAUGGGGGGAGAAAGGCAAACCAGUAGCAGGCGUUGUGAUUGAGCCCAUACAGGCGGAGGGAGGGGACAACUACGCCUCUGCUGACUUCUUCAGGAAGCUCCGAGCCAUUGCUAAGAAGCAUGGGAGUGCAUUUCUGGUGGAUGAGGUCCAAACGGGGGGCGGCUCCACCGGACUGUUCUGGGCUCACCAGCACUGGGGACUGGAUGACCCGGCAGACAUCGUCUCCUUCAGCAAGAAACUGCUGACGGGGGGGUACUUCUACAAAGAUGAGUUUGAGCCAGACAAGCCCAUGAGGAUCUUUAACACCUGGAUGGGGGAUCCUACCAGGAACAUGUUCCUGUCUGAGGUGCUGAAGGUGAUGAGAGCCGAGAAUCUGAUGGACCAGGUGAAGCGAACGGGUCAUGUCAUGCUCAAUGGCCUGUACGACUUACAGGCUCGUUAUCCUCAUCUCCUCAGUAAAGCCAGAGGACUGGGGACAUUCUGUGCCAUCGACGUCAAGGAUGAGGACACGCGCAACAAGCUCAUCCUCAAGGCCAGAAACAAGGGUGUUGUACUGGGAGGCUGUGGCACCCAGUCCAUCAGAUUUCGACCUGCCCUGGUGUUCAAAGAACAUCACGCACAACUCUUCUUGAACAUCUUCAAUGAUGCCUUGGCUGACAUGAAGUAAAGGGCUGGGAAGACUUCCACAUGACAUUUUUAUCUUGCCAUACUAUGAACAAUAGCACACCUACAACAAUAGAUAUGCUGUAUUGUUUUUGCUGUCAAAUGAUGCAUUUCUGAUGCAAUGCCAAUCAUUAUUCAAUGUUGCUAAAUAUACCCAUACAUUUUAUGCAUUGUAAUUCUUUUAACUUCUUUGGUCAGGCUGAAAGCCAUACAUGCAUCACCUUCACUAU